Molecule: messenger RNA, 2079 nt
Organism: Tilletiaria anomala UBC 951
Lineage: Eukaryota; Fungi; Basidiomycota; Exobasidiomycetes; Georgefischeriales; Tilletiariaceae
Product: cyclin-like protein
Exons: 3
Coding region: 1-2079 (692 amino acids)
Biological process (GO): positive regulation of DNA-templated transcription, elongation; regulation of transcription by RNA polymerase II
Cellular component (GO): nucleus; cyclin/CDK positive transcription elongation factor complex
Molecular function (GO): cyclin-dependent protein serine/threonine kinase activator activity
Source: RefSeq, a predicted model, not a curated record
AUGUCAGCCCAAACUUUAUCAGAAAAUGAAGCAGAUGAAUCCAUCGAGCGAUCCAAAAGCCUGCUGGACCCCAUCUCUGACGUAAAAGGCAAGAGUAAGCAUGAAAAGUUGAGCGAGCCACCCUCCACGGCAGUUGACUCUCCGGCGCCGGACGCACCUUCCACUUUAGAUGCUUUUACGAACGUAUCUGCGUCUGACAUUCCAUUCAAGUCGUCUCAAACGCCACAGUUAGCAACUCUCACUCCACCGAGUGUGGUAGAGCUUGAAACGUGCGCAAAAGGAUUUGGCAUGCACUCCAUGGACAGACCUGGGCCUAGCUCUGGCCUCGUAAAGCAAGCUGUGCUCGGCGGUGCUGCUCAAACAAAUGCUUCAGGGCCGAUCUCAACGGUUGCCCCUAAUCCACCUACGCAUCCCUCACUUGAGACACCUCCUGCUGAUCAGCAGCCCACGCAAGAGGAAGAACCAGAGAUCCACAUCAAGGGCAAAGGAAAUAUCACCGACUCGGCUUCCACCACUGCGGGUGCUUCUGUUCAACCAUCACCCGCAGCCAUUGGUAGCUCGGCCACGACUCCAGCAACCGGCGUGGCGAUGCCUAUGUUUUCGCAUGCGAAUGAUGGACAUGCGCUGAACGACAUAGCCAUUAAUGUCGAGGAAGAGGGCGAGCCUCUGCGUACUUCGGAAACACAGUGGUGGAUCUGCCUUCGCGACCUUGAGUUUGCCCCUUCUGUGAUGCAUGCCGGUUACACAGUCAUGGAAGAGCGGUCGAGGCGCGGGCGAAGCGUCUCCUUCUUGCUGCGGCUGACCGACUACCUUCGACUACCGAUCAAUGUCACUUCGGCCGCAUGCAUUUUCUUCCAUCGUUUCUUCAUGCGCCAGUGCAUGACGCCAGCAAACGGAUCGAACAUUAAGGUUGGGAAAAGCUUCAUGCCGCAAUGUGUCGCUGCAGCCUGCGUCUUUCUGGCUUGCAAGACGGAGGAAUCUCCUCGCAAGGUCGUCCACGUCAUCGAAGCUGCCGUGGCCGCAAGUGAUCGAACGGAAGAAGGCAGAGAGGCCUUCGAAUGUAGGGACUAUGCCAAGCGCUUCGGGCGCGCUCGCAGACGCAAGGACACCGGUGAAAUCUACGACUAUCGGCUUGUGAUCGAUGAGGAGGAAGUUGCGCGUGAUGCUUUGCGCCCCGGCGUCAAGGGCGCAGCCCAGCGCGACGAUCGGUUGUGGGGUCCAGUCCGAUGGAAGCAGAAUAUUCUUACGACCGAGAUGUGGCUCGCUCAAGCGCUCUGCUUCGAUUUCAUCGUCUUUCACCCGCAUGAAUAUUUGAUCAUCAUGGCCAGGGAGCUAAAUUUUAGCAACAAAAUUUUCUGGUCGGCCUGGUUUAUUCUGGUCGAUUGCUUUAGAGAUCCGAUCCUGAUUGCUUUCCAACGGACCGUACUGGUAGCAGCUGCGUACAAACUUGGUUGCGACCGAUGGGAGAUUUCGCCAUCACACCUUGACAAGCAUGUCCAAAGUAUGGAGGUGGAUGACGAUUUGCAAGAGACUCAGAAGCAGAGCAGUAGCUGGACUUGGCUUAAUGCUUUCGGUGUCAGCGAGUUCGAAGUCGCCGAAGCCGCUAGAGCGAUUGAGGAUAUGCAAGCCAUCCAUGCGGACAUGACGAUUCCGGUGGAGGAAAGCCUGAAGGCGCGGAUCCCAGAAAUGCUGAGGAGGGAAGUGCAGCGCCAGAAUCGUUCGGUCGCAGCAUGCUUCCCAGAUGCUGUCUCAAAGCCGUCCGCCCUUCGUACAUGGAAGGCCUGCAAUGCACCAACCCCGCCAUCUCUACCCGGUCCUCCCCUUCCGCUCGGUCCAGCGCCCGCAGGAAACGGCCGCACUCCAUCAUACAUGCCUGGCUCACUGCCAUCUCAACCCUCGGCCUCGCGCAUUCAGCAAAAUGGAGCGACUGUAGCACCUCCGCCAUCGGCGAUCCUCAUCCUGCUUCUAGACAGGAAGAAGACCAUCCACUCAGACAGCAGGAUGCUGCGCAGCCCUCGAAGCGCUCAGACGGCUAUGAAUUUCGGUCUUCCAAGCCUUCGGGUAAAGAGCCAGAGUUAA